ACAGUACAUACACACACACACACACACACGAAUAUUUGAAGAAUUGGCAGACGCGGAAGUGUAGCCACUUUCUACAAAUCAGUGUGGUGCUUAGAACAGAUCCGCCGGGUACCAAUGGCUUUUAGAUUUUUUGAGGAGAGUGCCCAUGUUGCCGCUUACCUGCAAUACAGAGUGACCCCCCAUGAGUUGAUCAACAAGAUCAUAGACUUUAUGGGACCAAAGUUGCAAAACAAGUUCAACCUUGCAGUAGAUGUCGGCUGUGGUAACGGAAAGGGGACAGUACUUUUGGCUCCGUACUUCAACCAGGUUGUUGGGACAGACGUUAGCCCCGCUCAACUGGGGCUUGCUCGGGCCAAUAGUAUUCGUCAGAAUGUCUCAUACAGGCAGAGUCCAGCAGAGCAACUGCCAUUUGAGUCCAGCCAGGUGGACCUUGUAACGGCCACGACGGCGGCCCACUGGUUUGACCGCCCACGGUUCCUGAAGGAGGCUGAGCGGGUUCUGAAGCCCAAUGGCUGCCUGGCGCUGCUUGGCAACAUGAUGGACAGGGCGCUGGAGUAUGGCGAUGCCACUAGCGCAGUUAACAACAUCUGUCAAGAGUUUCAUGCAGCUCUGCUCCCCUUCAAUCACCCUUGUCUGGGCUCGUGUCCUUCAAAAAUCUACUUUGACAUGUUCGAGGCCUGUCCCUUUCCGGAUAAACAGUGGCACAACUGUCAAAACAUUUACAGAAAAGUGACGAUAAACCAAUUCAUUGGUUUGGUAGAGACAUUUACUAGUUACCAGAACCUGAGGAGUGAGGAUGCCGCCAAGGCUAAACGUCUCUCUGAUGACAUCAGGAACAAGCUGCUCGCUGCCAUGCAGGUGUCCUCGCCAGACACGGAGCUCACCAUGGUGAUCAAAUAUUUCUACAUGCUGGCACGAAAACCUUGAUCUUUCGACUGUAAAUCAAGGACUUUGAAUAAAACUGAAGCCGAACUUGAAGCUAAGCUGUUUUAUUGGGCAUUUUGUUUUACUUGUGCAUAUUUAUUUGCUUGUAUUUAAUCCAAAUUAAUGAAUGCUAAAAUCAUUUCAGUCUUUCUUUAUCCGAUGCUUAAUUCCUUUGCAUGUGAUUAAUAAGAAAAGCUUCGCUAUGAGGAUUUUUUUUUUCACAGAUAAACAAAUAACAUUUUUAGUGUU
Messenger RNA from Hippocampus comes (tiger tail seahorse), 1173 nucleotides. RefSeq names its product putative methyltransferase DDB_G0268948. NCBI's taxonomy places the organism in Eukaryota, Metazoa, Chordata, Actinopteri, Syngnathiformes, Syngnathidae. The transcript is spliced from 6 exons. The record is from RefSeq and is a predicted model, not a curated record. Bases 115 to 927 code for a protein of 270 amino acids. Gene Ontology annotation, molecular function: S-adenosylmethionine-dependent methyltransferase activity.